Molecule: messenger RNA, 2389 nt
Organism: Athalia rosae (coleseed sawfly)
Lineage: Eukaryota; Metazoa; Arthropoda; Insecta; Hymenoptera; Athaliidae
Gene: Rint1
Product: RAD50-interacting protein 1
Exons: 12
Coding region: 5-2209 (734 amino acids)
Biological process (GO): regulation of ER to Golgi vesicle-mediated transport; endoplasmic reticulum to Golgi vesicle-mediated transport; retrograde vesicle-mediated transport, Golgi to endoplasmic reticulum
Cellular component (GO): Dsl1/NZR complex
Source: RefSeq, a predicted model, not a curated record
AAUCAUGGAUACAGACACGAGUAUAAGACAAAAAGUUAUUCAAGAAUUCAAUGCAGAAUUAGGCUCAGACUUGAAGAACCUCAGCAAAAUUGCACAGCUGCAUAAAAAACUAGAAGAUGAAAAACACGAAAUCCAGAAAUCACUAUCACUGGCAUCGACAGAGGCACCUUCCAAAGUCAAGGCGGCUAUAGAAGGUGCGGACAAAAUAAGUCAUGAUAUAAACGAGAUGCUGGAAAAAUGUCGAUCCUUGCAAGAAACUCUUACUGAACAAUUGAAAGAAAAUUGUAAGAUCGAUGGGAUACAGGCAAAUGUUGACAAAGUAGAAGAACUUGAACAAGCGCUAUCUUAUUUGUACCUGGUUAAAUUCGUCAAAGAUUUAUGCAGAGAGAUAGAGGCAUCAUUAUCAGCAAAGGAUGACGAGUCGACUAUCACUUUGUAUAAUAAAUUGAGCAAAACUGCUUCUCAAUUGCAACCAACUGCUUGUCACCAUCUUGUUAUCUAUCUACACGAUACCCUACACUAUUGGCAUAAUCACCUUAAGGAUAAAUUCUCUAUAGAAUACAACGACAUCCUGAAAGCGUUGAAAUGGCCGUUUUGUGGGAAUAAUUUGACUGUAACGAGUUUACAUUCACCAGAUGUAAUCGUGAGAUUCAAGGUCGUAACCACAUACCUAUUACAACUACAGCUACCAGAGGAGACUGCAAAACCCACUGUUACUUCCUCACUUCUCACAGAUUUCAUACCACCAAGCUUACCAAUUCUACUGCUAAUUCGUCCCCUACGACGCAGAUUCAUCUAUCAUUUCACAGGUUCAAAGCAGACUAAUCGUCCCGACAAACCUGAAUGGUAUUUUACUCAGGUGCUCACUUGGAUUCGAGAUCAUGCUGAAUGGGUACGCAACAAUGUGCAACCCAUUGCAGAUUCUUUAGGACUCUGCCACUUUCAUGCAAAGGUCGAGUUCAUGCGUGGGCUUGUCCAACUGGCUGUCGAAAAACUUCAAUCUGAGUUGCCAAACAUACUUUACGACGAUGCUCUCUUUGCGCAUUUAGUUGACGAAGCAUUGGGGUUUGAAAGAGAGCUGAGAGAUACCUUGUUGUAUCCUUCCAGUCAGCCAGCUACCGUUUCUGUACUUACUCAAGCACAGAUUUUCGUCAAGUGGAUCAAUAUGGAAAAAAAGUAUGCAACUGAGAAAAUGGACGCUAUAUUGAGCUCGGAUACGGCGUGGCAAAAGUUACUGGGACCAGACAUAGAUGAUAUGAAAGUGACAGAGUGUGCAGAAGCAUUUCUUACCCUGCUGAUGACCAUUACGGAUAGAUACAGUCAUCUUCCGCAGCCUGGCCAUAGGUUACAAUUUCUCGAACUUCAACUUGAAUUGGUGGAUGACUGGCGGGUCCGCUUACUGCAAUUGCUGCAUGAGAAUUACGAAGAUCCGUUGACGUCUACCAUGCCUAGAAUAUUAAAUACUUUACACUACGUCUCCAGUGUUUUGGUAGAAUGGGGAUCUACCGUCCAUUUCUUACAGCUUUACUACUUCAAAAAACAAUGCGAUGUAGGAAAAUUCGCACAUGAAACUUUGGCAGAUAUUUCAGAUAGUAUUGCUGACGAAGAAGGUUCAGUAUUCUGUGAAGCUCUGGCACUGCUGCAGAGAUUGGAACGUGAAUUAGUAAAUGAAAUAAGUGAUUCUGUGACACUUGAUGUUAAAGCCAAGAGCAGACCUUAUAGAACAGACAGAUGGUUUGCGAUGCAGUCUGAAAAAGACGUGGUGUCAUUAUCGGUAACUUCAAGCGGAUGCCCGAUGUUCCAUGAAUUAGCUGCUCGUCUUCACACACUUCAGGAAAUCCUUGCACUGCCGCUGUUCAAUCAGGCUUGGAAAAAUUUAGCGGCUCAACUUGAUCAAUACCUGCUAGAGGAAGUUGCAAUGGUGAAUCAAUUCAACUCAGGCGGAGCAGCACAGUUGCACUACGAUGUUUUCAGAAAUCUGCUGCCGCUUUUUGGCUUGUACACUAAUACUCCAGAUGCCCACUUUCCACUGAUUAGAGAGGCCACGAUUCUUUUGAAUAUGGCAUUGGGUUCAGCAAUGCUUUUGCUACAGGCAUUGGAAAACAAUGAAGAUGUUACAGAGGUACUAGUGGAUGUUGGAAUUUACAAACUUACAGUAGACAUUGCAAUAGUCAUAUUAAAAAACAGAACAGAUAUAAGCUCGCAAUAGACAAUGGUCAAGCAGCUGCUAUUUGCUGUAUAUAAAUGGAAAAAUUAUACUUGGAAUUUAAAUCUUACUAUCUAUAUUCACAUUAUUAUACAAUAUAAAGUAUUUAGUAACACAAGAUUGUACUAUGAAUGAAUGAUAUUGUGUACAUUCUUACUUGAAUAAAAUUACUUUUGUCAAUGA